UGCCCCAGGCGCGGGCGCGCUCGCGAGCAGUCUAAGACGGCAGUGGUGUGAGCUCGGCGAUGGGGAGCGGCGGCGUGAUCCACUGUAGGUGUGCCAAGUGUUUCUGUUAUCCUACCAAGCGAAGACUCAAAAGGAGGCCCCGGAACUUAACCAUCUUGAGUCUCCCAGAAGAUGUACUCCUUCAUAUCCUGAAAUUGCUCUCUGUUGGGGACAUUCUCGCUGUCCGAGCUGUACACUCCCACCUGAAGUAUCUUGUGGACAACCAUGCCAGUGUGUGGGCAUCUGCCAGCUUCCAAGAGCUGUGGCCGUCUCCGCAGAACCUGAAGCUCUUUGAGAGGGCUGCUGAAAAGGGAAAUUUCGAAGCUGCUGUGAAGUUGGGAAUUGCCUACCUCUACAAUGAAGGCUUGUCUGUGUCGGAUGAGGCCUGUGCAGAAGUGAAUGGCCUGAAGGCCUCCCGCUUCUUCAGUAUGGCUGAGAGACUGAAUACAGGUUCUGAGCCCUUCAUCUGGCUCUUCAUCCGCCCACCGUGGUCAGUGUCUGGAAGCUGCUGUAAGGCCGUGGUCCAUGACAGCCUCAGGGCGGAGUGUCAGUUACAAAGAACCCAUAAAGCUUCCAUACUGCACUGCUUAGGCAGAGUGCUGAACCUUUUUGAGGACGAGGAGAAGAGGAAGCAGGCUCAUGGCCUUUUUGAAGAGUCUGCUCAUCAGGGGUGCUUGGCAAGCUCCUACGUCCUUUGGGAAAGUGACAGAAGGAUGGAUACAUCUGAUCCUGGACGGUGCCUCCACAGCUUCCGGAAACUCAGGGACUACGCCGCCAAAGGCUUCUGGGAAGCACAGCUGGCCUUGGCCAAAGCCUGCGCGGGAGGAAGCCAGCUUGGACUAGAAGGGAAAGCCUGCAGUGAAACGGUCUGCCAGCUGUUCCAGGCUUCCCAGGCCGGCAACAAGCAGCAGAUCUUCUCUGUGCAGAAGGGGCUCAGUGAGACGAUGAGGUACAUCCUCAUCGACUGGUUGGUAGAAGUUGCCACAAUGAAGGACUUCACAAGCCUGUGUCUUCACCUGACAGUGGAGUGUGUAGACCGGUACUUGCGGAGGAGGCUGGUACCCAGAUUCAAGCUCCAGCUUCUGGGCAUCGCCUGCAUGGUCAUCUGUACCCGGUUCAUCAGCAAAGAGAUCCUGACGAUCAGAGAGGCCGUGUGGCUCACAGACAACACGUACAAGUACGAGGACCUGGUACGAAUGAUGGGGGACAUCAUCCCUGCCCUGGAUGGGAAGAUUCGGAUCCCUACCGUGGUUGACUAUAAAGAGGUCCUGCUGACACUGGUCCCUGUCCCAUCUAGAACCCAACACCUGUGCAGCUUCCUCUGCGAGCUCUCCCUGCUGCACACCAGCCUGUCGGUCUAUGCUCCUGCCUGCCUGGCCUCUGCCGCCCUGCUCCUGGCCAGACUGAUGCAUGGACAGACACAGCCCUGGACCACUCAGCUGUGGGACCUCACUGGGUUCUCUUACCGCGACCUCAUGCCCUGCGUCCUGAGCCUUUAUAAAAAGUGUUUCCAUGACGAUGCACCCAAAGACUACAGGCAGGUCUCUCUGACCGCCGUGAGGCAGCGGUUUGAGGAUAAGUGCUCUGAAGAAAUCAGCCGGGAAGAGGUACUAAGCUAUGCAGAAUUGUGUGCCGCAUUAGGAGUAAAACAGGAGAGCCCCGAGCCCCCAUCCUUCCCGAGCGUGGGAGAGGUCCACAGCUUCCUCAGCUCCCCCUCCGGGAGGAGAAGCAAACGCAAGCGGGAGAACAGCUUUCAGGAGGACAGGGGCAGCUUUGUCACCACGCCCACCGCAGAGCUCUCGAGCCAGGAGGAGACGCUGCUGGGCAGCCUUCUGGACUGGAGCCUGGACUGCUGCUCUGGCUACGAAGGAGACCAGGAGAGCGAAGGCGAGAAGGAGGGUGACGUUACAGCUCCCAGUGGACUCCUUGAUGUCACUGUGGUCUACCUGAACCCAGAACAACACUGCUGCCAGGAGUCCAGCGAUGAGGAGGCCUGGCCCGAGGACAAGAACCACCAAACGCCACCAGCCUCAGCUCCCAGGCCCCUUCUCUGCAACAGUGGAGAGCCGGGCAAGGAUGUCACGACCUCCGGAUAUUCCUCUGUCAGCAGCGCGAGUCCCAUAAGCUCCCCGGAUGGUGGCAUGGGGGCCUCUCCCCGAUCUACCUCAGUGCUGUCUGUGGGCAGCGACUCAAACACAAAAGCUUGCCACCAUCAGGCCAAGAAGUCAUGUUUACAAUGCCGCCCCCCAAACCCCCAAGAGAGCGGGGUUCACCAGCAACGGGUAAAGCGCCAAAAUGUAUCAGUGCACAGUGACAAGGACACGGACUUGGGCUUCCUGAAGCUCUGA
Molecule: messenger RNA, 2387 nt
Organism: Acomys russatus (golden spiny mouse)
Lineage: Eukaryota; Metazoa; Chordata; Mammalia; Rodentia; Muridae
Gene: Ccnf
Product: cyclin F
Exons: 17
Coding region: 60-2387 (775 amino acids)
Biological process (GO): regulation of cyclin-dependent protein serine/threonine kinase activity; mitotic cell cycle phase transition
Cellular component (GO): nucleus; centrosome; cytoplasm
Molecular function (GO): cyclin-dependent protein serine/threonine kinase regulator activity; protein binding
Source: RefSeq, a predicted model, not a curated record